Messenger RNA from Ruditapes philippinarum (Manila clam), 5367 nucleotides. Its product is annotated as mitogen-activated protein kinase 4-like. Gene Ontology annotation, molecular function: MAP kinase activity; ATP binding. Gene Ontology annotation, cellular component: nucleus; cytoplasm. The coding region runs from base 268 to 2310 and encodes 680 amino acids. NCBI's taxonomy places the organism in Eukaryota, Metazoa, Mollusca, Bivalvia, Venerida, Veneridae. The transcript has 7 exons. The record is from RefSeq and is a predicted model, not a curated record. Gene Ontology annotation, biological process: intracellular signal transduction; cell surface receptor signaling pathway; protein phosphorylation.
AUAAUAUUCAAAAUGAGUCGUCAGCAAUUUUUAGAAUGAUCGCUUCCGGUGUAAAGUAAUUGUCCGUAAAAAAUAUCAUAAUCCAGUAUUUCAGAGUGCAAACCGGAAAUCAUGACUACCACAAAAUGCUUGGACAUGCCAAUGGAUUAGCAUCAUCAACUAAAAUGACAAGAAUAUACAUGUACCUACCUGUUUAGAUGAUCUUUGCAGAGUUUUGUAGAGUGACUAAAGAAGUGGAUAGGGAAUUAGACAGCUUGUGUUGAAAGAAUGGAUAACAACAAUUCUGCACCUUCAGGGAUGUCACGAUCAGGGUUCAGUGUGGAUCCUAGGUUUAUUAACCUACGUCCAAUAGGCCAUGGUGGUAAUGCUGUUGUUUAUUCGGCCACUGACAGCGACUGUGACAAGGAAGUAGCCAUUAAGAAACUGAGUUUCUCAGAUCGAAGGGGAUGUAAAUACGCAUUGAGGGAGUUACGCUUGAUGCGAAGACUUCAACAUGAAAAUGUUGUGACAGUUUAUGAAGUCCUAGGAUCAAAUGGUUUCAGUCUCGAAAGAGGUGGACAUAUAAAUAUGAAUGAAACCAGCAGUGUGUACAUUGUUCAAGAAUUGCUUCAUACAGAUCUCUAUCAGCUUGUACAGCAAGAACAACUUACACAAGAACAUGUACGUCUCUUCACAUACCAGCUGCUGCGAGGGUUGAAGUACAUUCAUUCUGCCAAUGUAUUACACAGGGAUCUUAAGCCAAUGAAUUUACUGAUCAAUGUUGAAGACCUUGUCCUUAAAAUAGCAGAUUUUGGUCUUGCAAGGGUUCUGGAUGAUGAUUAUUCUCACAAGGGUUUUUUGACAGAUAAUGUAGGUACAUGUUGGUAUAGAUCACCUGAACUUAUCAUCUCUCCUAGAGACUACACUAAAGCUAUAGAUAUAUGGAGUGUAGGAUGUAUUCUAGCUGAAAUGUUGACUGGUAGACCACUCUUUCCAGGUGCCCAUGAGAUGGACCAGAUAGGUUUGAUCCUUGACACUGUAUGUCUGAGUGACAAUGAAUGGAACAAAGUAACCCAGAUAUUACCACAGAGUUUUAUUCGGAGACACAGCCGUGUACCAGAGAAACCAUUAGCUGACAAAUUUACUAGUGUAGAUAUAGAUGCAUUAGAUUUACUGGAGAAAUUGUUGGUGUUUGAACCUUCUUUGCGACUGUCAGCAGAGGAAGCUCUCGCUCAUCCAUACCUGCAACAGUUCAGCUGUAUAGAGGAUGAGCCUAUUGUACUGACACCAUUUCAUAUUGAACAUGAGGUAGAUGACCUUUCACCUAAGUCUGCAAGACGUAUAAUAACAAGUGAAAUGUCCAAAUCUAUUGAGUCAUGCGGCACUAGAAUACAAAUAUCUUCUAUUACUGCUGAUAUCCUUCAAGAGCCAGCAAUAACAGAUCCUGGCAGUCUGCCACAAUGUGGUGACAUUACAUUAUCAUUGUCAAAUGAAAAUAUUCAUUCUGAUCAUGACGUAAACGAGGCCGAUGCUGAAAGGGAUAAACCUGAGGAAGGCGGAAAAAAUGAUACAGAGAAAGAGAAUCAAAACUCUUUGUCUACUGGCCUGCUUAUAGAAGAUUUCAUCUCAAACAGCAUUGAUAAUAGAAAUACUGCUUUGUCCUCAGCCAGGGCAUUACCCAAUGGCAGCCCAAGGAAUAGAGAAUAUGUACAAAUUGAUGAACCUUUGCUUAAUACUGCUGGAAGAGGUAACAUAGAGUUCAUAUCAUCUCAUUUCAACCAGGCGUUACAGCUAGAAAAUCAGGUAAAAAAUCUCAGAGUAGUUGUAGAUAUACCAGAUGAAGAAAAUCUUAAAGAACAGAUCUCCCCAAAAGAGAAUAAAGACUCUGGUACUGAAAAGUCAAAAGAGGCUAAAGAAUUAGAAAAUGCAAUGCUGAUAAAUAGUGGCAAUUCAAAAAAUGUAAGAAGAGACAAGAAAAAGAAGAAAAAUAGAAGAAAUAAUCGAAGCAAUAGUAAUGAAGAAGGACAGGACUUUGAUACACUUUACAGACUUCCAACUGAGCAUUUAACAAGGCACAGAAAUAGCAUUUGUGGGAAGGACAGAGGAGUUAGAACUGUUGAGGAACAACUGCGUUUACAUGAAGAAUUAAAUGAGAAACGAAAAAUGGCAGAAAUGGACAAAGAACAUAAUGUUGGAGCAGUGGGAGGGUAUUUUGAGAUGGAAGAGAAUUUGAUUCAUGAACAUGGUAAUGUUAGCCCUGUCUCAGAGCAUUCCCGAGACAGCAGCCCUACUAAUGAGGAUGUAAAUGUUCAACGUAGAUUCGAAAGAUAAUUUGACUGAUUUGGAUUGUUUGGACACCUUGUUUUCUUUUCUUAUUUUUUGGUACUAAUAAUGUGAAUAUCACUAUAUAUGGUCAGAAUUUUGUUGUCAGAGUCUCAUAUAAUGAUGUGAAAAUAAAACCUACCAUUCGAUCAUGCCAAAAUAAGAGAGGAGAUUCGGAAAAUAUUAUUCUAACAUUAUUUUGUUAAAUAUUUAGAUCAGGGAUAUUUUUUUUUCUGCUAAUUUUAGAAAUUCUAUUUAGAUGUCAAUGAGUAAUGUAUGGCUAAAGUAAAAUGCGAUUUCAUUUUUGUUGAAUGUAGCUUGACCAUCCUAAUGGCCAUUGAGUCAGCCAAACUCUUUUGUUAAAGUUUAUUUGAAUGUAUAAUAUUAAUUUAUGAGUAAAAGUAAGUUUGCAAGAUGAAUAUCUACAACCAACUUUUCAGAACACAUUCAUUUGAAACUGGACACAUGUCUUAGGGAUCUUAAUUGUGGUUCACUGUCCAAAACCAAGUAUUCUAACAAGGAUUUUACUGAAUUAUAGUUGUAUAUUAACUUAGGCUAUUCCAUACGUGAAUAUUGCCAUAUAAGACUGUAGCUGAAAGAAUCCUAUAUUAUUAAUUAUAAAUAUUUUUGACAGGUUAAAUGGCCCUAUAUAAACAGUUGUUUGGAAAUAUGACCUGAGCCGCUAGGUGAGGGUUAUAUUACAAACAACUGUUUAUAUAGGGCCAUAUAACCUGUCAGAAAUAUUUAUAACGAAUUUAUAAUUAUAAAUGAUUUAAUAAAGUAGCAUGUUUUUUUUUAGAAAAAAAGAGAGAUUUCUUUAUAAAUUGACAGCAGCAUUGUAUAUAAAAGUAUAUAAAUGUCAGGAUCAUACAAUGAAAAGCGAUGUUACAGUAUUAUAAAGAACCCAUUAGUGUAACUUGAUCUUUGCUUGAAUUAUAUCAGUUUGUUUUCUUGUAAGUCCAGGUUAAAAUUUGGCACACAAGAUAAUUGACAAUGUAGUUUGCUAUCUUCUCUUUUUAUGUCGAUUCAUAAUUAAUACUUUCAAUUUCUGUCUUUGAAUUGGAAUCAGAGCAAGUGAUAACAGUUUGUUCCUGAAUUAUCUCAUAGAACUUUUCAUUCCAAAGCUCAAGCUUAACCAAAUAUACAUUAUCUUGAACCAUUCCUGUAAUUAAACACUUAACCUUCGUAUUGACCAAAACGACAAUUGUAAACAAAAGCAAAAACAAGCCGUUGUUUUGUUAUCAUAUCUUGACAAUGUCGAGUUCAAUAUUGGAUUUGUCAUUUUUAUAUGCCCAUAACAAUUAUUCAGAUGUUUAGCACCAGGUUGUCCGCCUAUCCAUUAGCAAUUUUAUGUCCACUCUUGUAUCUUAUGAUGGAACAAAAAAACUAUGGGACAUUAAUGUUCAUAAUAAUGAGAUAAUGAGCAGAACACAUGUUUGGCUUUCCUAAAUCAAGAUCAAGGUCACACAUAGUUAUUCAAAGUACUUGUUGAUUUACCUUUAUAGGUUUAACACAAGUUAUUCUGUCUGAUCCCUCCAUAACUCAAAAAUCACUUAUAGAUAGGUUGAUGAUAAUUAUUAUGUAGAAAAAAAACCUAACAAAUUAUGCAGACGGAGAUUUUGCAAAUUUUUUCUCUUCCAUUUGUCCAUUAUUUUGAAGACCCUUCCAUAACAUUACACCAGUAUAGGACAGCUGCGCUGUCUUUGACAAGCUCUUGUUAAAGUAUAUAGAAUUCUCUGUAAUGACUAAAGGAAAGUAAGAAUGCUUAUAGUCAGUAUUACAAUCCAGUUUUGUCAGAAAAAAAUCUGAGGGUCCUGAGUCUAGCAGUUAUAGCUCCACAUGGUUCAAGUUCCUUGCUUUUUCUCUGUGUUUACUGUAUUUUGUUAUCAAUGUCAUGAUUAUUCUUUUAAGUCUUUGGUAUUGAUUUUAUUUUACCUUUAGAGUAACUUAUUUUACAUAGACUUACACAUAAAACUUGUUUAAAAAAUAUUUUAUUCUAUAAGGAUUAUUUUGCUUGUAGCAUCACCUUGCGAUCCUCAACAAAACUUACAUGAAUCGUGACCUCUAUAAAAGUUACAUGAGUCAUGACUGAGGACAGUGAUAUUUUGAACCAGGAGGUCACUUAGUGGAAAUACACUAGUAUUUCGAAAAACAUUUAAGCUUUCUUGUGGAAAACUACAAUGUCUAGAGAUUAGAUAUAAGUAUUUGGUGUGUAGUAUUGCUUAGUAAAACUUUGUAAAAGUUAUAUGAAUUAAACAUAAAGGGUAAAAGAUGCAACUUCCAAGAGGGUCACUAAGUGUCAUUAGGAUAAUUAAUAUAAGCUGUGUCACGACAAAACCAACAUAAUGGGUUCGCUUACCAACUCUAUUACAAGUAGAGAAACUGAUAGCGAACAGUAUGGAUCCUGAUCAGACUGCGCGGAUGCGCAGGCUGGUCUGGAUCCAUGCUGGUCGCAAACCCACUAUGUUGGUUUUGUCAUGACACGGCUCAUAUAAGUCAUGUUUGGGACAAGUUUAAUUAAUGGGUUUCUGUCUUGGGUAAAACAUUAGAAUCGAUUCUUAACAUUUUUACAUUUGGGCCUGUAUUCCCCCUAUCUUUGUGGUUUUGUGGUGCCCUUGUUGUUUGUGAAUAUAGUCUACAAAAUUAACCAAUCUCUAGUUGGUAUUUUAUUGAUUUAUUCUGACAAUAUGUGAAAAUUUAAUAAUCAUAUACAUGUAUCAUAACUUAAGGUAGACAGUCAUUUGAAUAACAAUUAUGUCUGAAUCCUUGUAUUGGUAAUGAUUUAUUUGCACCUGUGAUUUGAGAAAUUUACCAGGUAGAUGGAAACCACCAUGUGGGAGAUUCUAGCUAAUAAUGUAAAUGAUUUGUUGUAAUAACAUGUAGUUUGAAAUGUUUUAACAUGCUCUGAAUGAUGGCAUAUGUUUUUGAAGUCUUAUAUAGAUAGAUAGAAACUAUUUUAAAUAACUAUGUAUAAAUAAUGAAAACGAUUGCUGUUUACAAUAUAUUGCAGACUUUAAAAUAUGUGAAUAAAGUUGUGUGUUAUUUGAUGAAGAUGUUUUGAUUUCA